AUCUGUCUAAUGGCUGCUACAUUUUUGCGAUUUACGUGUGUGGCAAAUUAAAUUUUCUUUGCUAAAUUAUUAUUCGGAAGAUAUUAACUGUGUGUUAACCAAGUACGUAACGUGGGGUUUUCUGAUAGUUCAGAGAAAACAUUUCGUCUUGUAGAGAAGUUGACGUCUUAUUCCGAAGUCCAUUCUAAGUAUUUACUGAAGAAUAUCAAGAUUGAAGAUACAAGAAAAUAAUACCAUUUAAAUAAAUACGUUAAAUACGAAGCAUGAGAAACCUUUGAACUAAAACGCUGGACUUCCAUAAAAGAAAAUAAAUUUCCAAAAGUCUGAUAUGACAGAGGUAAAAGAACCUCCAACAAAAAAGGCGAAAAUGGCAGAAACAACUACAUUAGAAAAUUUUAUAGAAAAUAUCAAGAAUUCAAAAAAGAACCUCAUGGCAAUCCUAAGCGAUGAAUUCACUAAACCAACACAAUUUACACAAGUUUACGUUGGCACCGUAAACAAUGUCCAAGAGUUAUCAAAGAUUAUAACCACUUUGAAUGAUAAAAUGCCUCUUAAAGAACUCCAACAUCUCAAAAGAGCCCGCAAAAAUGAAGUAAUUUUAUGCUCUGUACAAUAUUUGAAUACCCAACCUCAAAACUCAAUUCAAGAGUAUAUUGAAGAAAAUGUAUAUGAAUUAAAGGACGCUUUUAAGUAUUUCAAAGUAACUGGGUUGCCUGCGAUGCCACCGAAACUGAAAAAACAACAACAAGAAUUCAGUAGAGUGUGGUCCUGUAAUUUUCAUCCAAAUGCAUACUUAGAAAAAUUGUAUGGAGACCAAUUCUUUUCAAUAAAUGAACUUAUGGAACAUCGGUGUUACAUGGCCAUUGCGUUUGAAAUAGCAAAUUAUUAUUUAAGUAAAUUGAAAAGCAAUUUAUUAGUGUCAGAUGUUUCUGAGAGCAGUCUCAAUGCUACCGUUGUAGUGGAUCCAACGAUAAAAUCAAUAGUAGCAAUUUCCUACGAUAAUAGAGAAAACCAUCCAACCCAACAUUCAGCCAUGCUAGCCAUAGAUAAUGUAGCGAAAACUCAAAAUGGCGGUGCGUGGAACACAGCUGAUAAAUCGGCAAUAGACAAUGAGUUACAGAGUCACAUUCAAAAAAAGUUUGUAAACGUCAAAUUUGGCGCCAGAAAUUAUUUGACGAAGGAGGUUUUGGAUGAACAGAAGAAAAAUGCUUCGGAAAGUCCAUAUUUAUGUACUGGAUAUUAUAUUUAUUUGAUAAGGGAGCCAUGUGUAAUGUGUUCUAUGGGUUUAGUGCAUGCUAGGGCUAACAGGGUAUUUUUCUGCUUCAAUAAUAACCUCAAAGGAGCCCUAAGUUCAAAAACUAAGUUACACUGUGUGCCAUCAUUAAAUCAUCAUUUUGAAGUGUUUACAGAUUUUUUAUAGAUAAUUAUUUGAUGUAAGUAGACAUUUUUAUUUUUGUAAUUUGUU
Spodoptera litura is the source of this 1465-nucleotide messenger RNA. RefSeq names its product tRNA-specific adenosine-34 deaminase regulatory subunit adat3. Lineage: Eukaryota; Metazoa; Arthropoda; Insecta; Lepidoptera; Noctuidae. The record is from RefSeq and is a predicted model, not a curated record. Gene Ontology annotation, molecular function: tRNA-specific adenosine-34 deaminase activity. Gene Ontology annotation, cellular component: nucleus; cytoplasm.